UCAUAAUAAACGAAAGAUGUUGACAAUUUCUGUUCGUUUAGGAGCAAGUUUGAAAAAAUUAUCUACGCUGUUUGAUCGGCGAUCCAGGCAAUUAAAUCACCAACUAUGGAGAAAGAUUUCCUCAUCCCAUUCGAUGAAAGCCAAGUUUUAUCCCAGUGCUUAUGAUGCUGUUAGAGAUAUUCCGGAUAACUCCAAACUAUUGGUUGGAGGAUUUGGUCUUUGUGGUAUUCCUGAGAAUCUUAUUGAAGGUUUACUUAAAACAGAAGUCAAAGGACUUACUGUUGUGAGCAACAAUGCAGGGGUUGAUGACUUUGGUCUUGGCCUUCUUCUCCAAUCGAAACAGAUAAAACGAAUGAUUUCUUCGUAUGUUGGUGAAAACAAGGAGUUCGAGAGACAAUACUUGAAUGGAGAACUAGAAGUGGAAUUGACACCUCAGGGAACUCUCGCCGAAAGACUUCGUGCCGGAGGAGCAGGUAUUCCGGCAUUUUUCACGCCGACUGCUUUUGGUACCGGAAUACAUAAAGGCGGAGCACCGAUUAAGUACGAAAAAAAUGGAGAAAUUGCAAUUUCAAGUUCUCCCAAAGAGUCCCGAGUUUUCAAUGGCCAUCCUUACGUAAUGGAGGAAGCUAUUUGUGGUGAUUUUGGCCUUAUUAAGGCAUGGAAGUCGGAUAAAAUGGGAAACUUACUUUUUAGGAAAUCAGCUUCAAAUUUCAAUCCACCUAUGGCCAAAGCAGCCAAGAUAACCAUCGUUGAGGUCGAAGAAAUCGUCGACGUCGGUGAGAUUCCACCUGAUGCCAUUCAUGUGCCUGGGAUUUAUGUCGAUAGAGUUGUGAAAGGUGAAAAAUACGAGAAAAGGAUAGAGCGACUUCGCCUUUAUAAAGAUGGCAGCAGCAGUGGAAAGGUUCAAUCUGACCACGAUCUUCUACGAGAAAGGAUAAUUCGCCGUGCUGCUUUAGAAUUCAAAGAAGGCAUGUAUAUAAAUCUUGGUAUUGGAAUGCCAAUGUUAGCAAGCAACUUCAUUGAUCCCAACAUUACAGUUCAUCUUCAGAGCGAAAAUGGAAUUUUGGGAUUGGGACCAUUUCCUUCAGAGGAUGAAGUCGACCCAGAUUUGAUUAAUGCGGGUAAAGAAACCGUCACCGUUCUUCCAGGAGCAGCAUUUUUUGGAAGUGAUGAAUCAUUUGCUAUGAUUCGUGGUGGCCAUGUCGAUGUGACGGUUCUUGGUGGUAUGCAAGUUUCGCAGUAUGGUGAUCUGGCAAAUUGGAUGAUUCCUGGGAAAAUGGUUAAAGGUAUGGGAGGAGGUAUGGAUUUGGUUUCAUGUCCUGGAACAAAAGUUGUUGUCACAAUGGAGCAUACCGCUAAGGAAGGGAAGCAUAAAAUUCUAGAAGAAUGUACCUUACCACUAACCGGUGAGCGUUGUGUUGACGCAAUAAUCACGGAAAAGUGUGUCUUUAAAAUUGAUGGCCAAAACGGGUUAACUUUAACGGAAAUCUGGCCUGGUACGAGUAUUCAAGAAAUUCAAGUGGAGACGGGAUGUCAAUUUUCAAUUGCGCCAGAUCUCGAUGAGAUGAAACAGGCUGAAUGGCACAAAUAGAACGACCGAAAAAUUGCUGCUGAGCUACAUGACAGGCGUAGCGAAAACCUACAUAAUAUAUACGCCUGUUUUCCCUUUCUAUGAAAGGAAUGUGACAAAACAUUUUUUUACUGAUAUUUAUACUUGCUAUGGUUAAUGGCCAUAGCUAUUUCUUUGCAAAGUAAAGUUACGGUAACUUCUCGGCAUAAUACCAAAGUUCAUUGAAAUUCAAAAACGGCUUUUCACGUACAUAGAAAGUAAUUGUUACGGAUACAUCUUUACAACAUUACUAAGCUGUAGCCCCUCUAGAAAACAACUUAGCUUAUUACGACUGUAAAUAGCAGGUAUUCCAAUAUAGAACAUCGGUAUUGUCAUUUUUGAACUUGAUUAAACCUGACGUUGGCCUGUCUACUCAGGCAGUGAAAAAAUUUAGCAUUAUCACAAGCGAAACACAAAA
Xenia sp. Carnegie-2017 is the source of this 2027-nucleotide messenger RNA. Its product is annotated as succinyl-CoA:3-ketoacid coenzyme A transferase 1, mitochondrial-like. Gene Ontology annotation, biological process: ketone body catabolic process. The record is from RefSeq and is a predicted model, not a curated record. Gene Ontology annotation, cellular component: mitochondrion. The coding region runs from base 17 to 1591 and encodes 524 amino acids. The transcript has 18 exons. Gene Ontology annotation, molecular function: succinyl-CoA:3-oxo-acid CoA-transferase activity. Lineage: Eukaryota; Metazoa; Cnidaria; Anthozoa; Malacalcyonacea; Xeniidae.